This is a messenger RNA of Tetranychus urticae (two-spotted spider mite), 2801 nucleotides long. It is a transcript of the gene Hrs, whose product is annotated as Hepatocyte growth factor regulated tyrosine kinase substrate. Gene Ontology annotation, biological process: endocytic recycling; receptor internalization. Gene Ontology annotation, cellular component: early endosome. The record is from RefSeq and is a predicted model, not a curated record. Gene Ontology annotation, molecular function: phosphatidylinositol binding; metal ion binding; ubiquitin binding. NCBI's taxonomy places the organism in Eukaryota, Metazoa, Arthropoda, Arachnida, Trombidiformes, Tetranychidae.
CAAUGUUCCUCAUGAUUGUUGUUUAUAGUAACAACAAUGUAUUGUCACUGUGUUGAUUGAUUUUUAAGAAUUUUGUUUUUUCUCUAGUUGCUUGUUUUUAAUUUUCAAAUUUCUUAAAUGAUACAUGACUAAAUUAACUAGUUCCUUAAACUCGUUACUGCAUGAAUCAAACGUCUUUCCAAAUUAACAUUGACUUCAUCUGGUUUGUUUUGCUUUCUGCUACAACAAAGCUGUUUUUAGCACCAUUAUCAGUCAUACAGACUUGUUUCUUUGAUUACUGAAGAUUUCAACAGUGACAAAUAGUGACUACAACAUCAACUAAUCGCCAAUAUCUAUUACGUUUAUUUACUAUUAAUUAAGUGUGAGCUUUUUUCUAACUUGUUCCAUUGUAAUUUUAAAUAUUGUUUCCAUAAUUCCUUUUUCUGCAUCUCUGUGUGGUUGCUCUUUUUUUACUAACAAGUGAAAGGUUAAACACUAACCCAAAGCUUAAACAUGUUUCGGUCUAAUUCAACCUUUGAUAAACUCAUUGAGAAAGCAACCAGUAAUUUGCUACUUGAACCAGAUUGGAACUCUAUUUUGACCAUUUGUGAUUAUAUACGCCAAGGAGAUGUCCAGCCUAAAUAUGCCCUCAACGCUAUUAAAAAGAAGAUGUAUGCAACCAAUCCUCAUGUAAACCUUUAUGCUCUCCAGAUAUUGGAAUCAUGUAUGAAAAAUUGUGGAUCAUCAUUUCAUUUCGAAGUUGGUACCAAGAGUUUUAUGGAAGAAUUGAGAGAAUUAGUGAAAGUAACUUCUGAUGAAAAGGUCCGUGAAAAAUUAUUAGAAUUAAUCCAAGCCUGGGCUCACGCAUUCCGUAAGGAGCCAAGCUUCCGAAUUAUUCAAGACACUUUUAAUACUAUGAAAGCUGAAGGACACCAGUUUCCACCUCUUAAAGAAACCGAAGCCAUGUUUGCUGCUGAUUCAGCCCCUCAAUGGGCUGAUGGUGAUUGUUGCCAUAGAUGUAGAGUGCAAUUCAAUCUUGUUCAAAGGAAACAUCACUGUCGCCAUUGUGGUCAAAUCUUUUGUGCAAAGUGCUCAUCUAAACAAUCAAUUAUACCUAAAUAUGGUUUAGAGAAAGAAGUGCGUGUUUGUGAAGACUGUUUCGAGAAAUUAAGCAAACCAACUGAUCCAAAGACUAAGAUUAGUACACCAUUUAGCCGAUACAGUGAAUCAAAAGAACCUGAACCAGCCAACGCAAAGCCAACCAUGUCAAAGACAGAACAAGAGCUUCAAGAAGAGGAGGAUUUGCAAAUGGCUAUUGCUUUAUCUAAAAGUGAAGCAGAAUCAAAAGAGAAAACUCGUUUACCUGUAACCGAUUACUCUUCUUACAGUCAAAUAAUUUCUAAUCCAAUAAUCAAAACAGAAAAAACAAACAAAAUGGGUGCAGAUGUAGAGAAAUAUCUCGACAGAAGCUUCUGGGAAACAAAAUUACUGAACUCUAAGCGUAGUACAAGUCCGGCCCCCAGUGCUCCAUCUCCACAUUAUAACAUUGUUACUACCAAAUCAGGUUCUGAGAUAGAAGAAGAAUCUAAACUAAAUGCUAUGGCAAAUAAACAAGAGAAUGGAAUCGACAGCAAUAUCGAUACUUUUCUGUCUCAACUCAAGACAGGCAUCGAAAUGUUUGUUAAUCGUAUGAACUCGAAUCACGUUAGAGGCAGACCAAUUGCUAAUGAUACCUCCGUUCAAGCACUCUUCCUAAACAUAACUAAUAUGCAUUCCCAACUUUUACGCUACAUCCAAGACCAAGACGAUGGUCGAUUGUAUUAUGAAGGUUUACAAGAUAAGUUAGGCCAAAUAAGAGAUGCUCGAGCAGCUCUGGAUGCCUUGAGAGAAGAACAUCAAGAGAAACUUCGAUUAGAAGCUGAAGAGGCUGAGAGACAACGACAAGCUCAAAUGGCUCAAAAAUUAGAGAUUAUGAGAAAAAAGAAAAAUGAAUAUUUACAAUAUCAAAGACAAAUGGCCUUGCAACGUAUCCAAGAACAGGAAAGGGAAAUGCUCAUAAGACAGGAGCAACAAAAGUACCAAUGGCCUCAAGGUCCAGGAGUACCUAGUACUCCACAAUAUCCCACGCAAACAGGCCCAAUUGCGUAUGCAGCACCAACUAUUGGAUCACAGCCUCCGCAACCACCUCAAGGAUCAGUGAUUUAUCAACCUCCAUUAAAUCACGGACCACCAUCUAUGGGUCCAUCACCGUUAACUCAACAGCCUGUUACAGCGUCUCCUUCUCGGUCAACUUACAUUAACCCACAGGGUCAAAUGCCAACGCCGAUGUACCAGAUUCCACAACCGCCAUAUGGAACCUCGUAUGCUCCUAUGGUUGGACCUGGAGUUCAAUCCGUAAUGCCUAUGGUCACUUCACUACCUCCACUUGGACCAGAUCAUAGUCAACUUCCUCCCCAACCACAGCAAAUGCAGCCACAGCCGCAGCCGCAGCAACCACAACCACAACAGCAACAGCAACAACUCACUCAAGAUACUUACAAUUCCAAUAAUCAACCAUCUAUUGAAGAACCAUUGAUUUCUUUUGAUUAAACAUGUCCUCCCUGCAAACAUUAACAGAGUUAUUGAGCAAUUGUUAUUCUAUUUGGAGGAACUAUCAUUUUUAAUCACUGAUUUAUAAUCAACAUAUUAAUUUUUUCAAAAUAAAUAAAAAUUAAUUCAGAGUGUGUGUUUAUACACAAAUGUAUCAUGUUAGUCCUGAAAUCAUUAGCUUUAUAUUUUUCAGUUGUCAAUAACUUAUUGAUAAGUAAAUAUUUGAUUAUUCA